GCGCGGCAGCAGCGACGCCUGCGCCGAAUGGGCGGACGCCAUCGCGCCAGAAAUGGUCCAACAACCAGCGCCCACGGCCGCCCAUAUACCGCCGCCCGCUCGCGGGGUGGUGGGCGCCAUCGUAGCGGAGCACACGAAGGCUUUCGCCCGCGAGAUCCACCGCGGCACCCCCGAGUCCAUCACCAAGGCGGCCAAGCGUUGGUUCAUGCUCCCUAAGCUGCUGUUCGGGCGCGCCAACCUCCGAGGCGGCAAGAGAGGCAACGCUCAGCUCACCACUGCGCAGUUCCGCCGGGCCAUGGAGAUCAGGGAGCACCGCGAAGCACAGCUCUGGGGCGCCGCCCUUGACUCCGCCCCGCCUCCUUUGCGCGCCAGGCGGAAGACUACCGCAGAGCACGACGUUAUGGCGGCGCGCAAACUCGCGGAGGCAGGCGCCGUGGGCAAAGAAGUGCAGGAACUGGCGACGGCCGCCCGCCUCCUCCCGCUCACCAAGAGCCCCGCCCGAAUCCGCCCCAUCAACCUCGCCAGCCCGCUCCGCCGCCUCGCGUCCAAGGCGGUCAACAAAAUGGCGUCGGACGAGGUCGCCGAGGGGCUUCGCGGCAAGCAGUGCGGGUACAAGCACGCGGCUGGGGCGGAACUAAUCCACAAGCGCGUGUCCACUGCCCUCCACGUCCGCCCGGACUACGCCGUGCUCUCUCUGGGCGCUGCAGACGCCUUCCAGAACCUCAGCAGGGUGUACAUCAACGAAGGUCUCGAUGCUCACUGCCCAAAACUCCGCCGAUGGGCAAGAGGCUUCCUGCCGGACGCCGGGCAGGUUGUCUACCACGACACCGGGGGCAGAAUACACAUUUGGAACCAAACGACGGGUAUCUUCCAAGGGUGCGGCAUGGCCACCACGCUCUUCUGCCUCGGACUCGACCGAGCCCUCGAGAGGGCCAAACACCAACUCGACGCAGCAGGUAUACAGCACGAGCUUUUCGGCUACAUCGACGACCUCACCAUCCUUGCGAAGCCUGAAGACUU
Prorocentrum cordatum is the source of this 1020-nucleotide messenger RNA. NCBI's taxonomy places the organism in Eukaryota, Dinophyceae, Prorocentrales, Prorocentraceae. The record is from the annotation of a GenBank genome assembly.